CGCCCAACUACCUAGCAUAGUUCUGUAGGGUACCUUUCUUGAGGAGAAGUCUUGCUCAGUUACCAGGUUUCACGACUGGUCGUUAAUCUCCUCUUCAUCCGCCGCUAGCCACUAGACUUAGCGGCUUGGCUUGCUAGCCGUGCGUUCAGCGCAUUAGUUCAACUUGUUUCGGUACAGCGUGCAAAUCUUCCGGACCUGUCCUCACCAGUCGCUCAUUCCUCCACGUCCACGUACAACGUCGACAGGCACUCCCCGCAAUCAGAAUAGCUCCCUUGCUCCUAGCUAGCAAUAGCCACAGAUUCGUCUUUGUACAAUUACUCCAUACUCCUUUCUCCGCCUUUUUCGUGCUUGUUCCAUACCUUGUUAAAAUCCCUCCUCAAAUCACAAAGCUUCGCUCGUCGUAGACCAACGCAACCGUUCCUAGAACCUCUCCAUCUAUCCGCUCCUUCAAAGCUGCCCCGAUCUCAUUGCAGCGCGCCGAGCCGAGCGAUGGGUCCUCCGUGGUUUGCGCGCGUUUGCUUGCUCCUCGCAGUCCUCUCUCUCACCCUCGCAGACGAUGAUGGCCGGAAGCUGUACGUCGUCAGAAUGAACGAUGCGCCGCCGGUUCUCUCCUACGAGGGCGGCAUCGCCGGCUUCGCCGCCACCGCGCCGCCGCCGAUCGCGGAGGCCACGCAGAAACUCGCCAACGGGCUGAUUGGCGCCGCGAGCGCGAUGAUGAGCGGGCUGUCGCGCAACGGGCUGCUGCGGAAACUGCGGAACCGCGUGCGGUUCAACUCGCGGUCGCCGCUCGUUAAGAGCUUCGUGGGGUUCCUGAAGAAGAAGCAGCGGCGCGCCGUGGCGCAGGCCAACAUCGACGCGUCGCAGAUCGUGCACAGCUACACGUACGUCACCAACGCGUUCACCGUGCGCCUGUCGCCCGCGGAGUUCGAGCGGCUGCAGAGCGACCCCGCGGUGGAGGACAUCCGGCGGCCGGGCACGGUGAAGGCGUUCACGAGCAGCGCAAUGGACUUCCUCAACAUGCCAGGUGGCACGUGGCCAUUCGUCGGCGGCGCGGAGCACGCGGGCGAGGGAAUCGUCAUCGGCGUCGUCGACACGGGCAUCUGGCCCGACCACCCUUCGUUCGCUGACGACCCCAUCAAUCCCUAUGCUGCGCCGCCCAAGACGUGGAAGGGCAGGUGCAACGCGACGGAAGAAGAAUCGGACGACCCUCCUCUGUGGAAGCCGUUCGAGUGCAACACGAAGCUCAUCGGCGCGCAGUGGUUCGUGGACGGGCUGCUGAGCGAGCAGGACCCCAACGAUACGAAUUCGCAAAUCGAUUGGCUCAACGAGUCCAAGUCGCCUCGCGAUAGGACUGGCCACGGCACCUGGUGUGCGGGGGCGGCAGCGGGCAACAGGAACGUGCCCAUCAUGCGUGGCAGCCAGUCAUUGGGCAACGCCACAGGGGCGGCGCCGCGCGCCCACCUGGCGAUCUACAAGGCGCUCUGGAACACGGCCAACGGCGCGAUCGGCUCGUGGGCCGACGUGCUCGCAGCCAUUGAUCGCGCCGUGGCGGACGGUGUGGAUAUCCUGAGCCUCUCCAUCGGCGUGCUCCCUGACUCGUACUUCGAUGAAGUACCGCUGCUGAAUGCUGCCAAGGCCGGCGUGUUUGUGGUGCAAGCAGCGGGCAACAACGGCAUGCCGCCGCCCAACUCCUUCUCGCCCGCCCUCAUCUCCGUGACGCCCUUCGCCCUCACCGUCGGCGCCAGCACUAUCAGCCGAACCUUCCCGCCCCUCGCCCGCCUCACCUUCGUGGGGAAGAGCCUGUAUGUGGACGGCGCGACGUGGCGGGGUGGCGACGACUACACGAAGAACAAGGAGAUCGUGCUGGCUGUGGAUGUGAAGAGGCCAGGGGCGUCCAACAGCGAUGCGGAGCAGUGCAUCACCGGUGCGCUCGCCAACUGGCUGGUGCAGGGCAAGAUGGUGAUCUGCAUGUCGGGCGGCAACUCAGCGGACGACAAGGCGCUGGUGGUGUCCUCGGCGGGCGGCGCUGCCAUGCUGCUGGCGCCGCGCGGGCCGUCAGCGGACCCAGAGAGCAUCGGCUUUGACUUCCCGUGCCUCUCCAUGACGUACACCGACGCCUACAGCGUCAGGCUGCUCCUCAAGGACAACGGGGCCAACCCCACCAUCGGCACACUCUCCCCGCUCUACUGGGGCACCAGCGACGAGGCCCCAAUGGUGGCCGCCAUCUCCUCCUCCGGGCCGCUCGUGAACCCGCUGCAGCCCGCCGGCCUCUCCAACUUCACCAACGACAUUCUCAAGCCCGACAUCGUCGCCCCCGGCGUCAUGCUCUUCGCCGCUGCCCCCUCCCCCUUAGGCGAGGUGUCCUUCGGCCUCCUCACUGGAACAUCCAUGGCUACUCCCAUCGUGGCUGGCGUGGCUGCUCUUGUCAUGCAGAAGCAUCCUACUCUCAGCCCUGCGGCGAUUAAAUCAGCGAUCAUGACCUCGGCUUCAAGGGAGAACAACCUCCUGAGCAGGAUUCGCAACCAGGAUGAGAGCAAUGCCACACCGUUCAAUUUUGGGUCGGGGCAGAUCAACCCGUCGGCUGCGAUCGACCCGGGCCUCAUUUUUGACAUCACUUAUAACGAGUACAUAGCGUUCCUGUAUGGGGUGAACAGCAAGGAGGCGAGAGCGCAGAGCCUGAGUAUUCUAUCCACGAAAACACCUUCCAAGGGCGCGAAAAAAUCGACAGUCGCAAUCCAGGCGCCAGCGCCGAUCACCGCGUACCAGCUGAACCUGCCCAACAUCUGCGUGUCGCGACUCAAGAAAUCAGCCACUGUGGUGCGGCGCGUGGUGAAUGUGAGCGGGAAGACGAGCAAGUACACCCUCACCCUGGAGCAGCCAGAUAAUGUGAAAGUGGUGGUGCGGCCCACCAAGUUCACUCUGGCUAACAGAGGCACGCAAACCAUUACAGUCACGCUCACUGUUGUCAACAAAUCGUCAGACUACUCGUUUGGCCGGAUGACGUGGAGCGAUACUGACGGGCAUGUCGUUUCCUCGGCUAUUGGGGUGCAGCCAUAUUGAGAGUUGGCAUACUGAGUCUUGGUUUGAGGUUUGGCAUGCAGAGGUUCGGCAACUGAGGUCUGGUGGUAUUGGUUUGGCAGUACACCGAUGUGGACUGCUGUCUUCUGCUUCUCAGAGGAGUUUUCAUGGAACAAAUGGCCACCUCAAGAAUGAGGUGCCGCACCCUACCUAUGGCUUGCUGGAAAUUAUUUCAUAUCUGGUUUGUAACAUAGUCCUGCUGGUAUUUGCUUUUGGGUUUCUAUUCUGCAGCAGUACUGCUACUGUACUGAGUCAGCCAUGUGAACAAUCCUUGGAUUCUCCAGGGAAAGUGGGUGUUAGAACCU
Messenger RNA from Closterium sp. NIES-67, 3383 nucleotides. Lineage: Eukaryota; Viridiplantae; Streptophyta; Zygnematophyceae; Desmidiales; Closteriaceae. The record is from the annotation of a GenBank genome assembly.